GUAUUAAAUGGCAUUUAGAAUCCAAAAUCUGGUUCCUAGAUAAUGCUCAUUGUUAUUGGACCAUUGCUGCUCCCAGGCCUUCUCAUAGACAUAAUGAGGAAAUGAGGUUCUGACACCCCCAUCACAGGCUCUCCCUACUGUGUGGAUGCCCUCCUUAUCUUGCUUGGGCUUUGGUACCCUAUAGCAGGGUGCUCUUCCAUGACAACUCUUUCUUAACUGUGGUUGGCUUCUGACACACUACACCAGGGCACCCCUCUCUCCUGAUACGGAUGCCUUCCUUGCUAUACUUAGACUAUGAUAUUCCACACCAGUCCACCUCCCUGCCCCAAAUGUGGAUGCUCUUUUCACCCUGCUUGGGCUCUGAUUCUCCUCACUAGACUACUUGUCUCUUCCUCCCCCUCCUGAUGGACUCACCCUGCUUAGGUCUGACCACAGUGUUGGGCUGCCCUCAUCAUCUCUUAACUAGACUUUUUUUUUUUUUUUUGAGAUGGAGUCUUGUUCUGUCGCCCAGGCUGGAGUGCAGUGGUGCAAUCUCGGCUCACUGCAACCUCCGCCUCCUAGGUUCAUGCCAUUCUCCUGCCUCAGCCUCCCGAGUAGCUGGGGCUACAGGCGUCUGCCAUCAUGCCCAGCUAAUUUUUUUCUUUUUUUGUAUUUUUAGUAGCAACGGGGUUUCACCGCGCUAGCCAGGAUGGUCUCGAUCUCCCGACCUUGUGAUCUGCCCGCCUCGGUCUCCCAAAGUGCUGGGAUUACAGGUGUGAGCCACCGCGCCUGGCCUUAACUAGACUAUUAUAACACAAAGCCUCCUAACUGAUCUCCUUGCUUUCAAUCUUCUUAUACCUUUCACAUUUCUGCAAGAGUGAUCAUUCUAAAAUAUAAGUCAAAUCAUGCCACUGCUCUGCUUAAAAACAUUGUAAUAGUUCCCUUUUGCUUAGAGAAUAAAUUUCAAGUUCCUUGGGCUGUCAUUCAAGGAUCUCUAGUAUCUGACCCAAAGGUACCUUUCGUCCUCAUUUCUUAUUAGUUCCUUGGUAUACUGUGCACUCCAACUAUCGCCACUGGCUACUCCUUAGACAUACCCCAGUACAUUUACUCCUCUGGCUUUUUGCCUUUAUCCUCUCCUCUGUCUGGCUUAGCCAACUCUCUUCACUGUCUGAUAAAAUCCCUCAGAGUCCUAGUUCAGAUGUCUGCUAUGGAUGUCAGAGCCUGAAUACAGUGAGGAAGAUAACAAUAAGAGGAAGGAAUUACCUGGUGAAACCUCUCUGACCUCUAUAGUCAUAAACAGUCCCCUUUUUUUCUACUUCUGAUGGAGUAUUUACUUCAUUCUCUCUCUUUUCACAAUCAGCUGUUUACAUAUCUGUUGCCUCUGAUUCAUUGGCUGCUCCUUGAAUGCACUCAACACAGGGCAUUGCAUCUAGUAGACCCUCAGGGAAUGCUGAUGGAACUUGUCAAGGGAAUGAAUUUUGGAUGGUGAAGUUACCACAGCAGUGAAUCUGUUGCUUUCAUUUGAAGUCCAUUCACAGGUCCCACUGAGGUCUGAGAGGCUCUGACUACAAGAAAGGGUUUGGAGUCUGGCAUCCUUGGGUCUAGAUAUCUGCCCUGUGCCAGAGCUCUUUCUGAGAAAAUGAUAUAUUCACACUAUUCUCCUCUUUAGUAAAUUCCAAAUAUGUCUUUAAAAAAAAAUCUACACUGUCAUCCUAAAUAAAAUAAUUCCUAGCUACAGGAAUAUAGGUAUUUAAAGCUGCAAAUAAUAGCAGUGACAUCAUCCUACUAAAAAAGCCUGCCCCAAAUUGUCUGAAGGCCAGCAUUGUGAUAUGUGUCUCCUGACAGCCUAUCCCUGCAGAGACCCUCAGUCUGUCUCUGCAGAGACACUUAGGCUGAAGUGUCAGCAAAGGAGGGUUUUAGACUUUCUCAGUGACUUUACCAGUCUGCACUUUUUGGAGCUGUGUGGGAAGCAUCACAGGCUAGGUUCCUUGUAGCAUGUGGGGGUUUCUAGAGGGGAAGAGAAAGAUAGGAGUCUGUAUUUCUUUAGAUCCCACUACCAACCCCAUUUGCUCCAGCCAUAGCAGCAUCUUGAACUUUUCUUGUUCUGAUCAUUCAUUCUUCCGGGGCUUUGUCCAGGUUUUCUUUUCUACCCUGAGAUUGAACUGUCUGAUUUCAAAGCCUAGGCUCUUUUGUGUUUCAUAAUCAUAGCACCGAAUUUUUUUUUUUUUUUUUUUUAAAGAUUGCUCAUUUUUGCUUUUCCUGUCAGGUUUUCAGUCUCAUUAAAAUAAUUUCUAAAUUGAGAUCAGAAUAUUUUCUAAUAUACAGAUUCAAUUUUUGCCUCCACAGGGGUUGAAUCAAGGUAUACUUACCUACAAGACUAACUCUUAUUUUGAUUUGGCCUGAGACACAGUAGAAUGUUCCCAAUUUAAGAUUAGCACUAUUCCAUCUGCCUGGUGCUAAUUGAAACUGAAGAGGAAGGAAAGCUUUUAUUCUAUAAUUGUUUGGAGAGCAGCAUGGAAAACUCCUUAGAAUGUGAUGAACUUGAUAUUUACUAGGUUUAUAAGUUUUGGCAAGUGUUAAGCUCUCUGUGCCCCGAUUUUCUUACCUGUAAAAUGAGGGUAAUAAAGCCAAUUUUUAAAGGGCUGUUAUUAGGUUAAAUGAUAUGAUUCUUGUAGGGUUGACUCUGGUUUUGACUUUGUCACCAACAGUGGGAGGUGGGAGUCAUCAACCUAAGCAUUGUCCCUGGCUUAGUAUAUGCCAUAAUUUCACACUAAAGCUACGUUUACUUCCAUUAUCUUAUAUAACCUUCAUAUUGUGAUCAGAGAAAAAAAGAUGGUGGUGGUGGUUCCCAUUUGUCAAAUAAGGAAAUUGAUACUCAGAGAAGUUGAGUGGCUUGUCUGAAAACAGAGACCUCUGACUCCUAGUCUGAGACUCCUUUUGUUCUUAACAAGUCUUAGGAGAGGGCCGUGUGGUGUAAAAAAAAAAAAAAAAAAAAAAAGAGGCCUUCAAUUGAAAAGUCAAGAAUGGGCUUGGUGCAGUGGCUCAAGCUUGUAGUCCCAGCACUUUGGGAGGCUGAGGUGGGAAGAUUCCUUGAACCCAGGAGUAUUUUUUCUUUUUCAGAAACAGGGUCUUGCUCUGUCACCCAGGCUAUGUGAUCAUAGCCCACUGUAGCCUUGAACUUGUGGGCUCAAGCGAUCCCCCUGCCUUAGCCUCCCAAGUAGCUAGGAUUAUACGCAGAAGCCACUGCACUAAGAAUAUCUUGAUUUUGUAGUUUUAGCUAGGAUAAUUUGGGAAAGUCAACUCAGUUUCUACCUUAUUUAAACAGAAAUAUGAAUUAUUCUUUUUAACUCACUUUGGCAAAUAAUUGUCGAGCAUUUACUAUGCCUUACACGGUGCUAGGCUUGUCCCUUCUGUCAAGCUGUUUAUAUUUCACUAAGGAUAAGAGAUACAGAUAAUUAGUUUAAGUGAAAAGAGUUAUAACAAAUGUGUAUGUGGCAGAAGAUAAUGGUGGCUGUGGUGGGAGUGGUCCAGGAGGGUGCCACAGAGAUAGCCGUGGGGCUGGGCAUUGCUUCUGAGGAGAAAUCUCAAAGGAGGGUAUGUAAGAAUUAAUUGGAUAAUGGAUAUGAAUGUGCUUUAUUAGUUGCCACAUAAAUGCAGCUUUUUACAACUGUCAAUUCUUACAGAAGGUGCCUCUUUUCUAGAAACCUUGGCUGACCGAGUAGAACACCAUAGUUGGAGUCCAAACUUAAUUAAAGUGAGAAGAAAGAUUUUAGUAGAUUGAGAUUUUAUAUUAAAAAAAAAAAAAGCAAAAGCCUGUGUCUGAAGUUUUUGGAAUCCAGGAGUCCUUAAAAUGGGAUGUGUAUGCCUAUUAAAAUUGUCUUCUACUUUGAUGACACAGUGGACCUCAGCCACUUUUGAGUUUAUAAAGGACUUAUUUAUUAUCACUUAAAAAAAAGCCACUUGUGCUCCUGCAGCAUUUUAGAUAUUUAAAACAGCCUUGCAAACAAGUAUGUAUCCUGGGGAAUAAAAUGAAUCAGGACAAGACAAAGAGAAAUUGGGCGGCUGAGCCAAAGAUAUGUAAUGUUUUUAUUUUUUAUAUUUGUUUGGGUUCAGUAGAUGUAAUUAUUGAGAGCUUUGUAUGUGCUAGGCUUUGUAUGAAGUACUGAGGGAACAGAGAUGAAUGAAGCAUUUCGUAAACAAGGGGACAUAUAGUCUGGCUGGAGAUACAAGACAUCUGUGUAGCUGCUGCUGGUGGUGACAAUGUCAAAUAACGGCCUAGACAUUCAAGACAAACCCCCAGCCCCUCCGAUGAGAAAUACCAGCACUAUGAUUGGAGCCGGCAGCAAAGAUGCUGGAACCCUAAACCAUGGUUCUAAACCUCUGCCUCCAAACCCAGAGGAGAAGAAAAAGAAGGACCGAUUUUACCGAUCCAUUUUACCUGGAGAUAAAACAAAUAAAAAGAAAGAGAAAGAGCGGCCAGAGAUUUCUCUCCCUUCAGAUUUUGAACACACAAUUCAUGUCGGUUUUGAUGCUGUCACAGGGGAGUUUACGGGAAUGCCAGAGCAGUGGGCCCGCUUGCUUCAGACAUCAAAUAUCACUAAGUCGGAGCAGAAGAAAAACCCGCAGGCUGUUCUGGAUGUGUUGGAGUUUUACAACUCGAAGAAGACAUCCAACAGCCAGAAAUACAUGAGCUUUACAGAUAAGUCAGCUGAGGAUUACAAUUCUUCUAAUGCCUUGAAUGUGAAGGCUGUGUCUGAGACUCCUGCAGUGCCACCAGUUUCAGAAGAUGAGGAUGAUGAUGAUGAUGAUGCUACCCCACCACCAGUGAUUGCUCCACGCCCAGAGCACACAAAAUCUGUAUACACACGGUCUGUGAUUGAACCACUUCCUGUCACUCCAACUCGGGACGUGGCUACAUCUCCCAUUUCACCUACUGAAAAUAACACCACUCCACCAGAUGCUUUGACCCGGAAUACUGAGAAGCAGAAGAAGAAGCCUAAAAUGUCUGAUGAGGAGAUCUUGGAGAAAUUACGAAGCAUAGUGAGUGUGGGCGAUCCUAAGAAGAAAUAUACACGGUUUGAGAAGAUUGGACAAGGUGCUUCAGGCACCGUGUACACAGCAAUGGAUGUGGCCACAGGACAGGAGGUGGCCAUUAAGCAGAUGAAUCUUCAGCAGCAGCCCAAGAAAGAGCUGAUUAUUAAUGAGAUCCUGGUCAUGAGGGAAAACAAGAACCCAAACAUUGUGAAUUACUUGGACAGUUACCUCGUGGGAGAUGAGCUGUGGGUUGUUAUGGAAUACUUGGCUGGAGGCUCCUUGACAGAUGUGGUGACAGAAACUUGCAUGGAUGAAGGCCAAAUUGCAGCUGUGUGCCGUGAGUGUCUGCAGGCUCUGGAGUUCUUGCAUUCGAACCAGGUCAUUCACAGAGACAUCAAGAGUGACAAUAUUCUGUUGGGAAUGGAUGGCUCUGUCAAGCUAACUGACUUUGGAUUCUGUGCACAGAUAACCCCAGAGCAGAGCAAACGGAGCACCAUGGUAGGAACCCCAUACUGGAUGGCACCAGAGGUUGUGACACGAAAGGCCUAUGGGCCCAAGGUUGACAUCUGGUCCCUGGGCAUCAUGGCCAUCGAAAUGAUUGAAGGGGAGCCUCCAUACCUCAAUGAAAACCCUCUGAGAGCCUUGUACCUCAUUGCCACCAAUGGGACCCCAGAACUUCAGAACCCAGAGAAGCUGUCAGCUAUCUUCCGGGACUUUCUGAACCGCUGUCUCGAGAUGGAUGUGGAGAAGAGAGGUUCAGCUAAAGAGCUGCUACAGGUGAGAAAACUGAGGUUUCAAGUGUUUAGUAACUUUUCCAUGAUAGCUGCAUCAAUUCCUGAAGAUUGCCAAGCCCCUCUCCAGCCUCACUCCACUGAUUGCUGCAGCUAAGGAGGCAACAAAGAACAAUCACUAAAACCACACUCACCCCAGCCUCAUUGUGCCAAGCCUUCUGUGAGAUAAAUGCACAUUUCAGAAAUUCCAACUCCUGAUGCCCUCUUCUCCUUGCCUUGCUUCUCCCAUUUCCUGAUCUAGCACUCCUCAAGACUUUGAUCCUUGGAAACCGUGUGUCCAGCAUUGAAGAGAACUGCAACUGAAUGACUAAUCAGAUGAUGGCCAUUUCUAAAUAAGGAAUUUCCUCCCAAUUCAUGGAUAUGAGGGUGGUUUAUGAUUAAGGGUUUAUAUAAAUAAAUGUUUCUAGUCUUCCGUGUGUCAAAAUCCUCACCUCCUUCAUAACCAUCUCCCACAAUUAAUUCUUGACUAUAUAAAUUUAUGGUUUGAUAAUAUUAUCAAUUUGUAAUCAAUUGAGAUUUCUUUAGUGCUUGCUUUUCUGUGACUCAACUGCCCAGACACCUCAUUGUACUUGAAAACUGGAACAGCUUGGGAAUGCCAUGGGGUUUGAUAAUCUGCCAGGGACAUGAAGAGGCUCAGCUUCCUGGACCAUGACUUUGGCUCAGCUGAUCCUGACAUGGGAGAACAACCACAUUUUUCUUUGUGUGUGCUUCUAGCAGCUGUUCGGGAGGACCUUGACCCAAUAGUGUUCCCAUGCUGUUUCUUGUGAAAUGCUCUCGGCUAUGUAGCAGCUUUUGAUUCCCUGCAUACCCUAGGCUGCUGCCCCUAUCCUGUCCCUUGUUUAUAACAUUGAGAGGUUUUCUAGGGCACAUACUGAGUGAGAGCAGUGUUGAGAAGUCGGGGAAAAUGGUGACUACUUUUAGAGCAAGGCUGGGCAUCAGCACCUGUCCAGCUCUACUUGUGUGAUGUUUCAGGAACUCAGCCCCUUUUUCUGCCUAGGAUAAGGAGCUGAAAGAUUAACUUGGAUCUUCUAAUGGUCCAAAUCUUUUGGUCACAAUAAAGAGUCUCCAAAUUAGAGACUGCAUGUUAGUUCUGGAUGGAUUUGGUGGCCUGACAUGAUACCCUGCCAGCUGUGAGGGGACCCCGUUUUUAAGAUGCAUGGCCAAGCUCUCUGCAAAUGGAAAUGCUUACACUGGGUGUUGGGGAUGUUUGCUACCUCCUGCUAUUUUUGUGGUUUUGGUUCUCCCACUAUGGUAGGACCCCUGGCCAGCAUUGUGGCUUGUCAUGUCAGCCCCAUUGACUACCUUCUCAUGCUCUGAGGUACUACUGCCUCUGCAGCACAAAUUUCUAUUUCUGUCAAUAAAAGGAGAUGAAAAUAUUC
This is a messenger RNA of Homo sapiens (human), 7183 nucleotides long. It is a transcript of the gene PAK1, whose product is annotated as p21 (RAC1) activated kinase 1. The coding region runs from base 4240 to 5901 and encodes 553 amino acids. The transcript has 16 exons. NCBI's taxonomy places the organism in Eukaryota, Metazoa, Chordata, Mammalia, Primates, Hominidae. Gene Ontology annotation, cellular component: ruffle membrane; focal adhesion; chromosome. Gene Ontology annotation, biological process: positive regulation of insulin receptor signaling pathway; neuron projection morphogenesis; positive regulation of axon extension. Gene Ontology annotation, molecular function: protein serine kinase activity; protein kinase binding; protein kinase activity. The record is from RefSeq and is a predicted model, not a curated record.